Molecule: messenger RNA, 1653 nt
Organism: Zea mays
Lineage: Eukaryota; Viridiplantae; Streptophyta; Magnoliopsida; Poales; Poaceae
Product: putative DUF566 domain containing family protein
Exons: 4
Coding region: 122-1246 (374 amino acids)
Biological process (GO): spindle assembly
Cellular component (GO): cytoplasm; nuclear microtubule
Molecular function (GO): microtubule binding
Source: RefSeq, marked provisional
CGAGUAUUUAGUCUCCUUGAACAAUGCACUGAUAGCCAAUUAGCCGAAGCUUAUAUUUAUUAAUUUAUUAUCCUAAUAAUAUAUUAUUCGAUCCCCAUAUUUAUCUCUCUCGUACGUGCCCAUGGAGUCCUACGGCGGCGGCGGCGGCACGCGGACGUCGGCGUCCUCGCGGCGCCCCUGCACGGCGGCGGCGGUGCCCUCCCGCGCCGGCUCGGGCGCCUUCGCGUACGACGGCAUGCGCGCCACGCCUCUGUCCACGUCCACGGCCAACUUCACGCGCUCCCUCCGCAAGGCGGCCUCCUUCGCGCACAAGAAGGCGCCCCCCAGCGCCGACGCGCCGCCGCCGCGGCGCGCGCUGAGCAGCAAGGAGAACAGCAGCAGCGCCACCAUCGGUGCGGCGUCGAAGGAGGCGCUACUGGAGUCGCCGCACCGGCCGUCGGUGCCGGAGCCUGCAUCCGCCGUGAACGGUCGGCCCUGGGAGCCGACAAGGCGGAGGCGGAGCACCGGGACGGUGGUGAAUGAGGCGGGCGCGCUGCGGGAGACCGUGGCGCCGCGCAGGAAGCAGGAGCCGGAGCCGGAGAAGGAGGAGGCCGCGCACCGGGCGCGCAUGCUGACGGCGCGGCUGCUGCAGUGGCGCUUCGCCAACGCCCGCCUGGAGAAGGCCGUGGGCCGCGCCACCUCCGCCGCCGAGAACAAGCUGUUCUACACGUGGCUGCGCGUGGCGGAGCUGCGCAACAUCCAGGCGGCGAAGCGGAUCGUGGCCCAGCGGCGGCGGCAGAAGCUGGAGCUGGCCCGGCUGCUCCGCCCGCAGCUGCCCCUGCUGGCCGCGUGGGAGGCCCUCGCCAAGGCGCACACGGACGCCACCGCGGACUUCGGCCGCGUCCUCUCCGCCGCCUGCACCAACCUCCCGCUAGCCGCCGGCGCGCGCGCCGACGUGGACGCGCUGCACGAAACCAUGCGCUCCUGCGUGGGCACCGUGGACGAGAUCGAAGCCAGCAUCACCGACGUGUUCUACGCCACGGCCGGCGCGGCGAGCGGCGCGCUGGGCGAGCUCGCGCGGACGAUCCAGCAGGAGAUGGAGUGCCUGGAGGAAGCGACGCGGCUGUCGAGCAUCGUCACCGGCUUGCAGAUGCAGGAGGUGAGCCUCCGGGCAAAUCUGAUGCAGGCAAAGCAGAGGAGGAUUGGCCUGGGGCUGGGGCUGGGACCGGCCGCACCGGCGCUCGCGACUUCUGGCUGGUGUUUUUGAUCGGCCGGACCAGACAUGAACAGAAGCAGAGUACAACUACUCACCCACUAUAAAUUAAUAAGGAAAUUGAUUAAGGUGCGAGACUUGUGUGUUUCAUGGCGAAGGGCAAGCCGCUUUGAUUCGACGUGUGUGCUUAGCGUAUACUACAUGCAUGCGUGUGUCUGCAAUAAUAAUAAGUUAAUAGUGGUAGUAGAUGAUGAUGCCGAGAGGGGAUCGAGCAUAUAUUUCUAGCUAGUGAGGUGUAUUUAUUCAUUUCCUCUUGGUGGGGGCUUUCAGAUUAUAUUCAUUUCGUGUUUAUGUAUGGAUGCUGUUUGAGUUAAAUUCGCUGGAACCUGUGCUCCUGUGCAGACUAUGUAAUUCAAGUUAUUCAAAUACUUACGUAUUUAUGAACUCAAUACAUCAGUCAU